Messenger RNA from Aspergillus thermomutatus, 771 nucleotides. RefSeq lists its product as uncharacterized. The record is from RefSeq and is a predicted model, not a curated record. The transcript has a single exon. NCBI's taxonomy places the organism in Eukaryota, Fungi, Ascomycota, Eurotiomycetes, Eurotiales, Aspergillaceae. The coding region runs from base 1 to 771 and encodes 256 amino acids.
AUGCCCGAAAUCCUCCUCCCGGAUACAACCUCCAUCACCUCCUCCACCGCCUCCUCCCUCCUCCUCUACACCCAUCCUCAUGCUCAUGCUCACCAGCAGACCAGCACCGGCACCGGCAUCCCCCUCAUCCAACGCAAAAGCAAAACCCUCCCACUGCGCCGUUUAUCGGGCUGGGGCUGGCUCUCGCGCCGCGUCUCCAGGCAGGGAUUGAACGCCACCCACGUACUCCCUCCUCCUACUCACACUCACACUCACACCCACCACCACACCCACACUCACAAUGACUGUGAGUAUGAUGAGUACGAUGAGUAUGAAGAUGAAGAUGAAACCAACAACAUCAUCUCCGACCCCAAACGCCGCAAAAUGAGGGCCUUGGAAGCACACUACGAGCAAGAACAAGAACAAGCGCGCCGGAGAGAGCGCGAUCUAUACGAGUCCUAUGCGGCGUAUUGCCAGGCCUUUACGUCGGCGGGCCAGCACCAGCAGCAGCACCAGCAGAGACGCAAGACGUGGAUGAUGGACGGGGAGGUGGAUCUCUCAUCCGAGAAUUGCAAUGAGAUCCACGCUGUCCACAUCGAUAAUGACGAUGACGAUGAGGAUGAGAAACGGGAAUUCCCAGCCGAACCGUCGCCCCCUCCUCAGAUCCUCACCCCGUCGCUCUACGCCGAGAUGCGCCGGGUUGCCUGCGACAAGAAAAGAGACAGGCACCGCCGGUUGUGGGCGCCCGUCCAGUCGUGGUUCCUUCAGAUUCGUCACCGCGAGUCUCACUGA